Drosophila albomicans is the source of this 1021-nucleotide messenger RNA. Its product is annotated as O-acyltransferase like protein-like. NCBI's taxonomy places the organism in Eukaryota, Metazoa, Arthropoda, Insecta, Diptera, Drosophilidae. The transcript has 2 exons. The coding region runs from base 40 to 1005 and encodes 321 amino acids. Gene Ontology annotation, molecular function: acyltransferase activity, transferring groups other than amino-acyl groups. The record is from RefSeq and is a predicted model, not a curated record.
CUCAAGUCCUUGCUGCAGCGCUACUUGCGUCUGGUGCCCAUGCAGAUUGUGCUCAUGCUGCUGGUGACUGUUGCCAUUAGCUACUAUCGUGAGGUGUCUCUGCUGCACGUCCAUGUGCCACUGGAUGACUACUGUGCCCAGGACUGGUGGCAGAACAUGAUGCUCAUCCAGAAUAUGUUCAGCACCCAUUACAUGUGCGCCAAUUGGACCUGGUCGCUGGCCUGCGAGAUGCAAUUCCAUGUGCUCGCCAUGCUCCUGCUCCAUUUGUAUGUGCAUCGUCCGAGGCUGGUGCGUCGUCUCGUUGUCGGCAUACUGGUGGCCAAUCUGGUGUAUUCGCUUGCCUUGGUCGUCACGAUGGACAUUCAAAUGCGCUUCGAACUUCUCUCUCCGCAGAUGAACGAUCAUUUCUACUUUAAUUCGUUUGUGCGUUUGCAGACAUAUGCCGUCGGCGCCGUCUAUGCCCAUGCCCACGUCAAUGGGAUUCGUGAUGGAAAGACACCUCUUGACUUGGUCCUUCCGGGGCGUCUAGUGAAAUCCUUGGCUGCCGCAGUCGUGUUGUGGGUGAUUUGGCAAUUGCAACUGGAGGCGAAUGAUCAGAAUAAGCAGCUCAUUACUGCCGGCGUCAUAAUGAUACGUCUCAUCAUUUCGCUGAUUACGUUACAUUUGAUUUUGGCCAACUUUAGCACUGAACGUUGUUCAUUCGUCAUUCGGUGGGGAACGCAAUUGCUGCAAGCAAAUUGUUUUCAGUUCUUUGGAAAAUUGACGUUUACGUUUUACCUGAUUCAUCCGUUGCUUAUUAUGUGUUUUAAUUAUGGUUUUAGCUAUUUACUGCCUUCGGAUUUUAGUCUUUGGUCCAUCAUUACGAUUGCGUACACAGUUAUUGGCUUUGCAGUGUCCACCGUGUUGACGCUGUUCCUUGAAAUGCCGUUCAAUAGACUUACCAAUUUGUUGAUGUCUUCACUUGCCACACAACAAGCUCCAGCGUCCAAGAAAAAAGACAAAUAAAUACUCGAUUAAUAUA